Molecule: messenger RNA, 799 nt
Organism: Neomonachus schauinslandi (Hawaiian monk seal)
Lineage: Eukaryota; Metazoa; Chordata; Mammalia; Carnivora; Phocidae
Product: cytochrome c oxidase assembly protein COX16 homolog, mitochondrial
Exons: 4
Coding region: 262-582 (106 amino acids)
Biological process (GO): mitochondrial respiratory chain complex IV assembly
Cellular component (GO): mitochondrial inner membrane
Source: RefSeq, a predicted model, not a curated record
CACGGCUUCAGUCCCUAAAUCCCGACUGCAAACCAGUGUGCCGGAACCAAAGAGCCGACACUCGAAUUUCCACGCGGGCGCGCGAGUGUGUUGCGACGCAUCGAUUGCUUUCGUCUGGCGGAGGCUAUCGGGGGAGGACCGAGCACCGGGAGGCCAAGGAAAGGAGGCGAGUCAAGGACUUCCUCCUGGGGAGGGAGCUUGGAUUCGGGAGGCCGCGCUGGGCCUGUUGGACUAGGCGUCCACGCGUGGGAGAGUUCAGUCAUGUCUGUACAUGCGGUGAUGCGCGCCCUGCGCAAGAACAAGACGCUUCGCUACGGAGUCCCCAUGCUGUUGCUGAUUGUUGGAGGCUCUUUUGGUCUUCGUGAAUUUUCACAAAUCCGCUAUGAUGCUGUGAAAAUUAAGAUUGAUCCUGAAUUAGAAAAGAAACUGAAAAUGAAUAAAGUAUCAUUGGAGUCAGAGUAUGAGAAAAUAAAGGACUCCGCUUUUGAUGACUGGAAGAAUAUUCGAGGACCCAGACCCUGGGAAGAUCCUGACCUCCUUCAAGGACAAAAUCCAGAAAUUCUUAAGACUAAGACAACUUGACUUAGUUGAUUCUUUUCUUUCUUUCUUUUUUUUUUUUAACAAAAAUGUUAUCAACUGGAAUUCCCACUACAUAUUCAGUGGGAAGAAAAUUUCAGACCUGCAGAAGCUUGGAUGUGAGUAACGUGAUGACAGAUAAUCUUGAUAAAAAGUCACAGUAACAUCAGGCAGUGAUUUUAUGUCACACCUAUGUAGGAAAAUAAUAUCGAUUACAGACUGA